This is a messenger RNA of Quercus lobata, 450 nucleotides long. Its product is annotated as RNA-binding protein 48-like. NCBI's taxonomy places the organism in Eukaryota, Viridiplantae, Streptophyta, Magnoliopsida, Fagales, Fagaceae. The transcript is spliced from 5 exons. Gene Ontology annotation, cellular component: nucleoplasm. The record is from RefSeq and is a predicted model, not a curated record. Bases 1 to 450 code for a protein of 149 amino acids. Gene Ontology annotation, molecular function: RNA binding.
AUGGCUCCAUACAAAGACGAGCCUCCGGCAGUUCGCAUCUAUACAGUUUGUCAGGUCUCUGUCUCUUGUAGGUAUCUGAUUGUGAGGAACGUUCCAGCAUUAGGUUGUGGGGAUGACUUGUUCAAAUUGUUCUCCUCCUAUGGAGAUGUUGAAGAGAGUAAACCAAUGGAUGCAGAGGACUGUGAGCCUUUCACUCAUGUAUUCUGGAUCAAAUUUCGUUUGGUCAACAAUGCCAGGUUUGCAAAGAAAAAAUUGGACGAGUUUGUUUUCCUUGGGAAUCGGCUGCAUGUUUCAUAUGCACCUCAAUUUGAGAGUCUCUCUGACACAAAGGAUAAGCUAGAAGGCAGGAGAAGGGAAGUCCUAGCGCGAUUAAAUCAGCUGUCAUCAGCUGUUUCCAUUGUCGUAAUUGAUGGAUUUUCUAUGCUUUCUGCAGGAGCUCUAGGCAGUUAG